Racocetra persica is the source of this 219-nucleotide messenger RNA. NCBI's taxonomy places the organism in Eukaryota, Fungi, Glomeromycota, Glomeromycetes, Diversisporales, Gigasporaceae. The record is from the annotation of a GenBank genome assembly.
AAGACAGCUCCUAAAGUUUGCUACUUUUGUGACCAGGAAGGACAUAUAAAAAAAGAAUGCUCUCAAUUCAAAGACAAAACUACUCAAGAAGUAGAAAGUCUUCCAGAAAAUGAAGAGAAAGAGGAAUUGAAAGAAGAAGCAAUGAGUAUAGAAACACCAGAUGAGCAAGAGAUAAAAGAUAUCUCUUAUAGCACAGAUGACGAAAUAGAAGAUACUUAG